Molecule: messenger RNA, 2671 nt
Organism: Hypoxylon fragiforme
Lineage: Eukaryota; Fungi; Ascomycota; Sordariomycetes; Xylariales; Hypoxylaceae
Product: glycosyltransferase family 15 protein
Exons: 5
Coding region: 719-2242 (507 amino acids)
Biological process (GO): cell wall mannoprotein biosynthetic process; protein N-linked glycosylation
Cellular component (GO): Golgi apparatus; membrane
Molecular function (GO): alpha-1,2-mannosyltransferase activity
Source: RefSeq, a predicted model, not a curated record
UGUUCAUGUCAGCAAAGUGUCCUGUCCCUAACAAUUAAUCAUUACGGUUUCUAACCCCUUGGACAUUUCAUCUCGUCCUAAAUUUUUCGAUCUCGUAUCAUCAAUCCCGUCCCCCCCGUAUCUUUUUUUUUCCUUGAUUUCAAUUUCUUACAAUCGCCCCCCUUCCCCCAUACAACCUUAUUGACUCUCUUUUGCGGUCUGUCGCCGUUCAACUUUAUCGACACCUCCAAUGAGGUCGUUUUUAAUCAAUCGACACGAUUGAUAACGACUUUACAGUUGGACUCGUCAAACCGUUGAGCGACGCCAAAAGAUAGCGUGUCCAACGCGUAUGCGUAUUGACCGUCUAUUCAUUUCGCCAUUCACUCUGUUUACGCUGGUAUCCCUUCUAAUCUGUGCGCUGUCUCUUUCCCUUCGAGAGACACCCUCAACCAAAUAGCAAAUAAUUUCCCCCGCCCCGUCAAUUACCUCAACAGGGUCGCCAUCCCUCGCGUCGCUCGCUACUCUACGUAAUUUUCACCAAACCGAAUAUACGGACGGACAGCUGCUGGACCGCCGGGAUCUGGGUUUAAUGAUUUAAAUAGAGUAUUCGGGACAAAUCACGACAUAAACAUACCUAUCCGACCAUCACAACAACCAUAUAAUUCAACGCUGCUGUUUUAGCUGCCUGGUACUACUACGCUCUAGCCGUUCUACGGUAGAGCGCUGCUAAGCUGCCAUCAUGGAUCUGCUUCGGCGCGCUUACAGGCGUGUGCCUGUGACCAUGGGCACGCCACAGCUUCCCACGGCCACCGAAAAGAGACCUCAACUUAACCGACUAACUUCGCGCUUCGCUUUCUUCAGAAGGCCCCUCCGAUUAAAAGGCAAUUCUAGCAUAUCUGUCCCGCUAGGUGUUGUCGUUCUGUUUCCAUGCAUUGUCGUCGUCCUUAUCCUAGUCUUGUUUGUUAGGCACCCAAGCUCUCCUGGUAGGAUAUUAAUGCCUGCUGGUGCACCUCCAGCCAUUCGUAAAAUUAGCGAAGAGCAUGACAAGGUAUUUGUCACUGGCUGUUUAGAACCCGACACAUCCAAAGAGCGUGCCAAUGGUGCAUUCGUCGUCCUCGCCCGGAAUAAGGAGCUCGAUGGUGUUAUCCAAUCCGUCAAAUCCAUUGAGCGACAUUUCAAUCGAUGGUAUCACUACCCCUACGUCUUUUUGAACGACGGGGACUUCAACCAGACCUUCAAGGACAUUAUUCGUAACUACACCUCUGCCCCUGUCGAAUUUGGCAAGGUUGGCGCCGAGAUGUGGGGCUAUCCUGAUUGGAUCGACCCGAAGGUCGCAAAGGAGGGCAUCGCUAAGCAGGGAGAUGCUGCCGUCAUGUAUGGUGGUCUUGAGAGUUACCAUGCCAUGUGCCGAUUUUACUCUGGAUUCUUCUAUGACCACCCUCUUCUUGCCAAAUACGAGUGGUACUGGCGCUUGGAGCCCGAGAUCAAGUACUUCUGCGAUAUUACAUACGACCCAUUCCUUGCCAUGAUCGAGAACAAUAAGACCUAUGGCUUCACCAUUGCCGUCAAGGAGCUCCGAGAGACUGUUCCUAACAUCUUCCGUUAUGCUUCCGCCUACAAGCGUCUCAAUAAUAUCACCUCUCAGGGACUAUGGGAGAUGUUUACUGAACCCAGGCCAGAGAAGCAAGCUCCUGAGGAUGAUCCUAACUACAAACCUCCAUUGCCUGAGGAAAUAUUGCGUACUGAUCCCGGCCGAAUGAACUUGCCCGAGAUUGACUCGGAAGCCAUGGAAGGCGAGAGCUAUAAUAUGUGCCAUUUCUGGUCCAAUUUUGAAAUCGCCAGGCUCAGUUGGUUCCGUAGUAAAGAGUACAAGGCCUUCUUCGAAAUGAUGGACCGUAGUGGUGGAUUCUGGAUGGAAAGAUGGGGUGAUGCUCCUAUCCAUUCACUUGCCGCUGGUAUUCUUCUCGCACCUCGUGAUAUCCACUACUUCCGAGAUUUCGGUUAUCGACAUACCACCAUUCAACAUUGUCCCGCCAAUGCUCCUGCUCGCCAGCUACCGCGUGAGCCAUAUCUCGAAAAGACGACCCAAGAGGAGAGAAAACGGAUCGAGGAAGAUGAAUACUGGGACCAAUGGGACCCCGAGAAAGAAAACGGUGUCGGUUGCCGUUGCCGUUGCGAUACAGAUAUCGUUGAUGUCGAAGGCAAGGAAGGCUCAUGUCUUGCAGAAUGGGUAGAUGUUGCUGGUGGAUGGGCCAGCCCGUAAUGACUGGACGGCAUCGGAGUCGAAUGUUUUCGACAACUCCCAUGCAGCCAUAAUCUUGGUUGGAUACAUCAGAUCUUUGAACGACCUCACCCGACAAUGCUACUCGAUACCAUAGCAAACUUACGAUGAAACGACACUUGGAUUUGGUCUUAAUUCCCACCGCUUUGUGUCCAACCAAAGGGCUAUCACAGAUGACGUAUAAGUUGGGUUUCAAAGAUACUUAUGUACGCGGCUGGCUAAGGCUUAGGAGGGGUGUAAGAAGGUUUAUGUAACGAGGGAGGGUACAUGACCCCAAACAUUAUAAGGCUUGGUAUUUUGCUAUUAAGGUAGGGCGUCGUGAGCCUAGAGAUAUGGCUUGAUGAGGGAUCGCUCGUUUAUUGCUGCUUAAGUUGCGGUAAUAAGUAUUAGAAUAUAACAUGUAAAAAGCUG